AUUAGAGUCUAGUUGGCCGUGAAAAGCGCGAUUUUGUUUUCGGUGCAUGUUAAAUGAUAUAAAAAUUGGGAAAUGCGACGCUGAAAGGUCCUUGUCAACGAACGUAUUAGUUUUAUUUCCCGAACUAUUUAUUAAACUAUUAUAAUAUACUGGUGUGCGUCGGUCAUUCGGAAUUGGAUGAAUUUAUUUGUUCCUUUCUAUGUUUUUGUUUUUCGAUUUCGUAAAUGAAGAUUUUCCUCUGGAAAUUCUAUAUUAACAGAUCGCUUUGAUAUGAUACUGCGGUAAUUCGUGUAUGUUCAAAAUAAGUGUCUUUCGAAAAUGGAAUCGGCAGUACCUUACCAAUCACAUUUUGGAUAUUCUUCGGAAAUGGGCAGUUGGUCCUAUAAUUCCAAUGUUACGCCUAUGAAGCAAAUAGAAGCUUGCCUUCAAAUUGCUAGCAAAGAUCGUAAGGCAUAUUCCCCUUUAGACCAGGCGGAUGCCCUGUCUUUAGAUGAAAGUGAUAGUACAAGAACAGAAAACAACAACAGAAGUAAUACACAUAACAAAAAUCAUUCUAGUUUAGGUUCAAUAUCACCUGCGUUAAGCAAUGCGGGAGGAAUAUUGGAAAUGAAACACCUUUGGGACCAGUUUCACUCCUUGGGCACGGAAAUGAUAGUGACUAAAGCUGGACGAAGGAUGUUUCCAACUUUCCAAGUGAAACUUUGCGGUUUAGACUUACAUUCUGAAUAUAUGUUGAUGAUGGAUUUUGUACCUGUAGAUGAUAAACGAUAUCGCUAUGCUUUUCACAGCUCCAGUUGGGUAGUGGCUGGAAAGGCUGAUCCUGUAUCACCUCCUCGGAUACACGUCCAUCCUGAUAGUCCUGCGACAGGUGCUCAGUGGAUGAAACAAACUGUGUCAUUUGAUAAAUUAAAAUUAACCAAUAAUCAAUUAGACGAUAAUGGACACAUAAUUCUAAAUUCGAUGCACAAGUACCAACCUAGGUUUCACAUAGUCUACCUGCCACCAAAAACUAUUUCUUCUGAAGAAAAUUGUACUGAAAAUUUCAAAACAUUCGUUUUUCCUGAGACAUCGUUUACUGCUGUAACAGCAUACCAAAAUCAUAGGAUUACUCAACUUAAGAUUGCUAGUAAUCCUUUUGCCAAAGGAUUUCGAGACUGUGAUCCUGACGAUAGUUCUGAUGUAGUUAACCAAUCAAAUCCACCUCCAAGAAAUCGAUCAACUUCCAGGUCUACUCCGAAUAAUAUAGGAAAUAAAGACGAAGAUCCACAAGACCAAAUCCUUCAUCCGUCAGAAAAUACACGACAAUCUCAUACAUCGAUGAUUUUUCAAAAUCGUUAUCAAAAUACGUCACAAGCCUCAGCCCCCUCCCUCAUACAAUCGAACUUGCUUUCGGCAGGACUCAGCACAAUAGGUCAACCUUACUCCUCGGACAUUUGUAGUUACGGCCCUGUGUAUCACUCGCACAACAUUCUGCAUAAUUACAACCCUGUAUACAGCAACGAAAAAGGAAUGAGGGCGCCGAAUUUCGGAAGGACCAUGUACGGAAACUAUCCCGGGUUUUACGGGAACAACGGAAACUUUAGGAGCGCUAGUUUGCAUCAGAAUGGGUAUGAUUUUUCUCCAAGAUAAGAUUUUGACCAAAAAUCUGUUUGAUUUGCAAAAGAAUAUGGAAUUAAAAACUUGAAUGACAAGUUGUAAAAGAGCAGCUAAAUAGCUUUAAUGUAAAUAAAUCCAAAACGGGAUAAUUAUUAUAGUAAGGUCCGAUUACAAUAAGAAGAAC
Psylliodes chrysocephalus is the source of this 1780-nucleotide messenger RNA. Lineage: Eukaryota; Metazoa; Arthropoda; Insecta; Coleoptera; Chrysomelidae. The record is from the annotation of a GenBank genome assembly.